Molecule: messenger RNA, 2105 nt
Organism: Podospora bellae-mahoneyi
Lineage: Eukaryota; Fungi; Ascomycota; Sordariomycetes; Sordariales; Podosporaceae
Gene: STR3
Product: cystathionine beta-lyase
Exons: 2
Coding region: 291-1616 (441 amino acids)
Biological process (GO): 'de novo' L-methionine biosynthetic process; transsulfuration
Cellular component (GO): cytoplasm
Molecular function (GO): pyridoxal phosphate binding
Source: RefSeq, a predicted model, not a curated record
CCAAUCCCCGAAUCAUAUCAUCGAAUACUGACAACUCUUGGAGAGAAAAGACGCAACGCUGUCCCGCGCCGAUCCAGUUUUCCCCGGAAAAUCCAUAUCAUAUCAUAUCGUAUCAUAUCCUCUUCUCGACUCUUUGACUCUACAACACAAAGCAUUGGCCCUCCUUCCUCUUGUGUUUCCGAUACCUACCUUACCUUUGCGGCUUCCAUCCCGCAAAAACCACCCCGCCUCCAACAAACCUGAUAUUGAGUCACCUGCCUGUCACCCCACCACACAGGAACUCGCUCCCAAUGGCUUCCCCAAGUACGCCCGCGCAGGCCGCGAAGAAGGCCCUCUCCAGAGUCGAUCUCGAUGGCCAUGCUCUCCCCCCAUCACCUGCCCCAUCGAGUCCGCACCCUGGGUCACGCCGGUAUGCUCUCGCAACCGAGCUCGUCUAUACUGACUCCAAGGACCAGUAUGGUGCCUCGAGCAUCCCGAUCUACCAGUCGGCCACCUUCAAGCAAACGUCUUCCAACGGCGGCAACGAGUAUGACUACACUCGAUCGGGAAACCCUACCCGGACCCAUCUUGAACGCCACCUGGCCAAGAUCAUGAAUGCGACCCGCUGCCUGGCUGUCGGCUCGGGAAUGGGUGCAUUGGAUGUCAUUACACGCCUUCUGAAACCAGGUGACGAGGUUAUCACGGGCGAUGAUUUGUAUGGUGGCACGAACCGGCUUCUGACAUAUCUGAAGAACAACCAGGGGGUUGUUGUGCAUCACGUCGACACCACCAACGUCGACGCCGUGAAGGAGGUGAUUACGGAGAAGACGGCCAUGGUUCUGCUGGAGACGCCGACGAACCCGCUGAUCAAGAUCGUCGAUGUCGCGUCGAUCGCCAGAGCAUCGCACGAGGCCAACAGCAAGGCAUUGGUUGUCGUCGACAACACCAUGCUGUCGCCCAUGCUCUGCAACCCUCUGGAUCUCGGCGCCGACAUUUCCUACGAGUCCGGCACCAAGUACCUCUCCGGUCACCACGAUAUCAUGGCCGGUGUCAUUGCCGUCAAUGACGCAGAGAUCGGAGACAAGAUGUACUUUACUAUCAAUGCUACCGGCUGUGGACUCUCCCCCAACGACUCCUUUUUGCUCAUGAGGGGUGUCAAGACACUGGCCAUCCGCAUGGAGAAGCAGCAGACCAGCGCUCAACGAAUUGCCGAGUUUCUCGAGUCACACGGCUUCAAAGUUCGCUAUCCAGGUCUCAGGUCUCAUCCCCAGUACGAUCUGCACUGGUCCAUGGCUCGUGGUGCCGGUGCCGUGCUUUCCUUUGAGACUGGCGAUGUCGCCCUUUCCGAGAGGAUAGUGGAAGCUGCCAGGCUCUGGGGCAUCAGUGUCAGUUUCGGCUGUGUCAAUAGCUUGAUCAGCAUGCCAUGCCGUAUGAGCCAUGCUAGCAUCGACGCAAAGACAAGGGCGGAGAGGCAGAUGCCUGAGGACAUCAUUCGCUUGUGUGUGGGUAUCGAGGACGUGGACGAUCUCAUCGACGAUCUUACUCGUGCUCUUGUGCAAGCCGGCGCUGUGACGCUGACGAUCGAUGGCUUUCACGCAAAUGAGGCCAACGGCGGAAGCUCGACACCAUCAGCUUAGGCUCGCACCUAGCCAUUACGACUGACGACUUUCGGACUGCACGGGAAACGGUGGGCGUCUGGGAUGUUCAUCUGGUUUCAUUCCCCUUACAAGCAUGCUGGGCGGAUAUCUGGGAUACACCAAAAGUAAUGAAAUAUACAACGACAACGGAUAUCGUUGUCAAGACGUUGAACGCCAAAAAUCUUGUCCUCAUCACAACACGCUCUCGGCCUCGAAAGCAACCCCAAACCGAUGCUGCGGGCGGUGCGUCAAGCCCCAGUGCGGGCACUUCAAUCGCUUAGUACUACUAAAACAACUGCCUAGGAGACACAGGAUCAAUCACGACUCACCUCGUCAACCCGCUCUGGAAAAGCGUUUCGGUGAUGGUGAGGUUGCUGGGGUUAUGCUCGGCUUCCCAAGCCUUCAGCAUGGGCGAUUCCUCCUGUGAGGAGGACCCAGAUUGACUGGACGGAGGGGGAGUGACCUGGUGUCGGCUGGAACUAUGGAACU